Messenger RNA from Glossina fuscipes, 846 nucleotides. RefSeq names its product pupal cuticle protein Edg-84A-like. The transcript has 2 exons. Bases 77 to 739 code for a protein of 220 amino acids. The record is from RefSeq and is a predicted model, not a curated record. NCBI's taxonomy places the organism in Eukaryota, Metazoa, Arthropoda, Insecta, Diptera, Glossinidae. Gene Ontology annotation, cellular component: extracellular matrix.
UGUAUUUUAUCAUAAUCUCUUUGGCAUUUCAAUUAAUUAGAUGCAAUAACGCUUCACAACAGAAAGCAACAGAAAAAUGGAUUUAAAGUUAAUCAUCAUUUCGACUUUGCUUGUCGUCGCCACCAAUGCUGGUCUAAUACCAACUGAUCAUAUUUACCAUAAUCCUGUAUCUGUAGCGACUCAUCACGUGUUGAGUAAGCCUUCAGAGGAAUACGAUUCACAUCCGCAGUACAAAUACUCUUACGAUGUACAAGAUUCUGUUUCGGGUGAUUCGAAAAGUCAAGUUGAAGAGCGCGACGGGGACGUUGUGCGCGGAGAAUAUUCGUUAGUGGAUUCAGAUGGUUUCAAACGAACCGUUCAGUACACAGCCGAUUCGGUUAAUGGUUUUAAUGCUAUUGUAAAUCGUGAGCCAUUGGGUAAAAUUGCUGCUUCUCCUGGUUUAAUCAAAACUGUAGGUCCUGCCAUUUCGCCCGCUACUAUUGUCAAAACUGUAGCAGCUCCUGUUGCUCACUAUAGUACAGCACCGGUUUAUCACGCCGCUCCAGCUGUAUACCAUACGGCUCCAUCAUCGGUUGUGAAAACUCUUACACCAAAUACUCAUUACGCAACACAAAACAUUCAUUAUACAGCUCCUGCUCUUUAUAAAACCCUUACACCAAUUAGUCAUGGUUCCGCUCCUGUUGUUGCUCCUGCCUACACCACCUACACCGCUCCAGCUACUUACAUUGCCCAUCACUAAAUAAAAUUUUGCAUUUACGUUUUCCUCAUUUAUGUAACUACUGACCUAUUUUGUUAUUAACACACACGAACGAUUAUUGAAAUAAAUUAAUUACUAUCCAAACUGAA